AACAGGGUUGAUCCCUGCCUCAGCCGGAGGAGCCUGCAGACCGGGGUGGGGGGAGGGGUGUCUGAGAGAAGGGGGAAGAGGCUGUGAAACCCCGAGGAUGGCCGGGAGAGGGAGGGAACUGGUCUCAGGGCGGUGCCAAGUUCGAGAGGGGGCGCGGUCAGCGCCCCUGCGGAGGCGGCCACGUCCCGCUCCCCCCAGUAAAGGAAUCGGGGUUUGUGGUGCUCGGGGUCUUCCCCAGACAUGGCUGAGGUGAAGAACCGGAAGAAGUCCGGGCCCAAGGGAGCCCCUGUGGAGCCCGGGAAGCGGAGUGAGGGCGGGAGGAGCCCCGAGGGACCGGGCAGCGGAGGCGGGCGCUGGGCAGACCCCCGGACGGGCCUGAGCCUGCUGUCGCUGGGGACGUGCCUGGGCCUGGCCUGGUUUGUAUUUCAGCAGUCAGAAAAGUUUGCUAAGGUGGAAAACCAAUACCAGUUACUGAAAAUUGAAACCAGCGCAUUCCAAGGGCUUCAAAAUAAAAUCAGUUUAAUUUCAGAAAAGUGUCAGAAGUCUGAAGCUAUUAUGGAACAGUUGAAGUCUUUUCAAAUAAUUGCUCGUGUAAAACGACUACAGAAGGAAAUUUCUGAGGUGAAAAGUUGGUCCAACGGGAUAACUGAAAAACAAAAUAUAUUGAAUAAUAAUUUGACAGCGCUUUCUCAAGAUGUUGCAAGUGUAGACCAAAGUACAAUGUCCACUGCAAAAACUGUUGGUCUCAAGAUUACCACUGUGAAAACAGAUAUACGACGCAUUUCAGGUCUGGUAACUGAUGUGACAUCAUUGACAGAAGCUGUGCAAGAACUAGAAAAUAAAAUAGAAAAGGUAGAGAAAAAUACGGUAAAAAACAUAGGUGAUCUUCUUUCAAGUAGCAUUGACCGAACAGCAAUGCUCCGAAAGUCAGCCUCUGAAAAUUCACAAAGAAUUAGCGUAGUUCAGGAGAUGCUGUCUGAGUUAAAGAGUGAUUUCAGCAAGCAUACUGAUAGGUUUUUAAGUUUAGAAAGUGACAGAGCUAAAGUUCUCAAGACAGUGAAUUUUGCAAAUGAUCUAAAACCAAAAGUGUAUAAUCUAAAGAAGGACUUUUCCCGUUUGGAGCCAUUGAUAAAUGAUUUAACACUGCGCAUUGGGAGACUGGUUACUGACUUACUAAGCAGAGAACAAGAAAUCUCUUUCUUAAAUGAAAAGAUAUCUAAUUUAACAGUAGUCCGAGCUGAAAUUAAAGAUAUGAAAGAUGAAAUAGCACACAUUUCAGAUAUGGAUUAAAAACAUUAUUUAAAUAAGAAAAGCUUAAGAAAUUCUGAUUUUUCUUGUGUGUGUGAAACUGAAAAUUCAACCCCAGAGUCCCAAACACAAGAGGCAUGAGCUGUACUACUGAGCCACAUUCCCAGCCCAGUAGCUGGUUUUUUCCCUCACAAUAAGACCUCUCUCCUGUUUUAGAAAGACAGAAAUAGCAGGAUUUUGGAAUAGAUACCUUUUUGUGUUAUACUGUUUUGUAUUGUAAAAACAAAUAUUUUUUAAAGGAUUGAGCACUUGAUUUUUCUAGAAUACUAUGAGAAAACAUAUGCUUGCCAGUUUCCAUGCCUCACAGCAUGCAAACUCUUUUUUUUUUAUGUAGGAGUACUGCUGUUUAUUCAGCCACUGAUUAAGCUGACUGAAGUGAACAUGAACUCUACGUUACUUUAAAAAAAAUUAUUUUUUAUUGGAUAUCCAUGAGAUAGACCAUUACAAAGCUGUUCUUGGUUGGGUUUCCACCAUCCAUCCCUCCACCAGUAUACAUUUCCCACCACCAAUGUCCCCUGUUUCUCUCCCAAAUCUCCCAAUACCCCACCCCCCACCUCCACUUUUCUUCUAACUCUCUCCUUUUCCUUUUGAGAAUGCAAACUUCUUAAACAGUCAUCCUUAUGCAAGUAGGGAGCAGAACCUGUCAGGCUGGCACUGAGCAGUCCCGAGGGGGCAGAGCUGAACCCCCAGUGGCCCUCACUAGCUGCCACGGAGCACUGUUACUGGGUUUCUCAUGGGAGAAGUGCUCGCCAGGAACAGGGCAUUCAUUACCCGUUUAGAGAAAGAGGGACAAGGUCUCAGGAAACUGCAGGAAAAGAAUUUUAGGUUUUCCUGAUUUCAGAAAUGGAAAUGUUACCUAAUGUGACCAGGGAAGGCAUCUGGUGCAUUGGGAUGCAAGAGAGCACAAUGUCAGGGGGCUGGCCAGACCUGAGACGGAGACCUCCUCAAAGUAGCACAGCUCAAGUCACCAGAAGCAGCCAAAGGACAUAGGGGAGGUUCUAGUACGGAAGCAUGUUUAGCAGAGAGGGUGAGUUUGCAGGGUAGAAAGGUGGUAAAGUGUUAUGGGUGAAACCCUAUCAGUAACAGUACUGUAAACCACAGUGUAAGAACGUAUAUAUGAGCCUCUUGUAGAAGCCGACUGGUGGCAGGGAAGCAAAUAGGCGGGGGCAGAUGCAUGGGGGAGGAGAGAGGGGUAGAGGGGAUUGGACACUGGUGAAAGGAUUAGUGUUGUAAAAUUGUAUGCCUGAAACCUAAUCAUGAAUAACUUUGUAAUUUCAUGGUGACUAAAAAAAAUAAUAAAUGUAUUGUUUUUAUUUUAAUAAAGAUAAAUAAAAACAAAGAAAGAAACUUUCAGGGAUAAAAUAAGCGUCAUGGGGGAGAUGGGCUGGAGAGAUGGUACAGGGGAAAAGGAACUCACUUUACAUGCAGCUGACCUUGGUAGAACUGAAUAUGGUUCCCCCAGCACCUCCAGGAGUGAUUCCAGAGCAGAGCCAGGCACUAGUUCUCAACCCUACUCAGAUGUGGCCCCAAAACAAAAAUCAAAACAAAACAGUGUUAUUGGGGUAUGCUGUACAGCUAGGUGACAAAUCAUACUGCAUGUCAAAGCUGCUAGGAACCUAGAUCUUAAAAGUUCUCAUCACACACCGGAUAAUCUCAUCAACGGCCAUGUCCUCUUUCAGAAGAGAGUAUAAAACAACACUGGCAUAGCCAUGCCACUGGACCCCGAACCAGGCUGUUUCAUUCAGGGCACCCCAGAAGGGGUCAGGUGAGGCUUCUCCAUACUCCAAGAGACCCAACCCUGGGCAGCUGAAAACCUCCAGAACUCAACGCCAUCACACUCACAGCCACUUUCCACACGCUUGGGCAGAGCCUCACCACGAGUGAACCUAUCCCUGGACUGUGCGACAUCCCAUACCUCACACCAUUCAUACUCCAAGAGUAGCGCACCACAUUUGAUGGGGUUCAAAAUAGAAGACAACCAAUCUUAGAGGGUGUUUGCCUAGCGCGCAGCCGAUCCAGAUUCGAAUCCUCGAUCCCUCUUGGAGAGACCAGCAAGCUCUGAGAG
Sorex araneus (European shrew) is the source of this 3373-nucleotide messenger RNA. It is a transcript of the gene IKBIP, whose product is annotated as IKBKB interacting protein. Lineage: Eukaryota; Metazoa; Chordata; Mammalia; Eulipotyphla; Soricidae. The record is from RefSeq and is a predicted model, not a curated record. The transcript has 3 exons. The coding region runs from base 241 to 1290 and encodes 349 amino acids.